Messenger RNA from Oldenlandia corymbosa var. corymbosa, 1505 nucleotides. Lineage: Eukaryota; Viridiplantae; Streptophyta; Magnoliopsida; Gentianales; Rubiaceae. The record is from the annotation of a GenBank genome assembly.
AAAAGGUUUGCCGGAGAAAUUCUGGUCAUCUUUAUUCAAUUUUAUCAAAAGAAUCUUUUUUUUUGUUUCUUCACAGAAAAUCUGAGGGAUCUGAUUGAACAUUCUCGUUCGAACUGAUCAACCUCCGUUUUUUUUUUUGUUUUUAGUAGGAAGUUGAGAGAUUUGGUGGUGGUGAUCAGAUGAGUAAAGCAGAGACAGAGGAUCGACGGAAUAAGGAUGAUUUGAACCCUAUUCCGCCGCCGUGGCCUCCUCGGGGACCGGACCGAGCUCAAACUGAUAAGAAACUUUUGGGAAUUUUGCUUUUCGGAGUAGUUGGCGCCAUGGCCACCGUCGCAGCGGUUGCUCAAUUGCGGAAUUCAGUUGACUGGGUUUAUUCUCAGUUGAGCAGGUCGAAAGCAUCAUGGAAAAGUUCGUCUAAUGGUUCUUUCAGGACGAGUUUUCAGGAGGAAGCAUGGAAAAGAUACAAUCGCCGGAUGCAGGAAGAGUAUGAAGAAGAAAUGGCGAGAGUGGAGCGAAUAAGGCGAAUGCAAAGUGUCUUUAAUAGAGAGAGAAGCAAGUACAAAAGAAGCUAUGAGAGAUGGGCACAAAAUGAUGAUGGUACAUAUCACCAGCAUUUUCAGAGGAAUGACUGGUAUUGGAAGGGCGACACGUCAUUCAGGGAUCAGGGGGAUAAUUUCAGGGAGGCUUCUCGACCCCCUCGAAAUUAUCCGUUAUCACAUCACUAUUCUGUUUUGGGCCUUGAGAGGUCGAGGACAAAGCCUUACACAGACGAAGAGAUAAAGUCGGCUUUUAGGGCAAAGGCAUUGCAGUUCCAUCCAGAUCAGAACCAGAAUAAUAAAGGUGCAAAUUCACACUAUCAUCAAAUUGUUACUUCUAAUUUUUGAACCUGCCUUCGGCUUCAUAGAAAACCUUUCAACCUUCCUGGAACUUUUCUCCUGGCGGGUCUCGUUCUCCUUAACAUCUCCGCUUUGACUGAUUUUAGCAUCUUUGCUGUGGCAGAGGUUGCUGAAGCUAAGUUUAGGGAAGUUAUGACGGCGUACGAAGCUAUCAAGGUAGAAAGAAAGCUACAAUAAGGUGAGCUAAUCAAAGAUUAGAGUUUUGCAUUUUCUAGUGGGGCUUCUGACUGGAGAGUAAAUGUGAGAUUCGCUGCAGAUACAGUAUGUACAAUAUUCUUCGAGAAUAACACCGAGACUACUGACAAAUACUACAGUACCCAUAAAGUUUUUGUUAUAAUGGUAACUAGAGCAAUGUAAAAUGAUUAGGAACACCUAUAUCCGUAGCAAUCAUUGUACCCUUACGAACAUUCUAGUAUGAAUUGGAUCCCAUCUAAUUAUUUCAAUAAACACUGCAUCUUAGGCUCUUAGCCAUCAUACCCAUGUGUGCUACAUUCGGGAAAAAAAAAAAAAACAUGUGUACUGUUCUUUAGUGUAGUGUCUCAAAGUGACGUCUUUACCAAAACGAAAGUAAAAUCCAAGCCACAAAUAACAAAUUCGCUUCCGGAAUCA